CAUAGGAUUGAUAAGGGAAAAUCUAUUCUUAGUUCUUCUAAGAAACGUAAAUCCAAAGCAAAUACUGCCAGCCUUGUAACUAGUAAAUCACGGCAGAAGCGUAAGUCUAUCAACCAUGAGGUUUCCACAGCUUUGUUAACUGUCUUUUCCAGAAAAGAUUAGAAACCCCUGGACACUUGAAAGCAUGGAGAAUAAAAAUGGUAGUUGCUGCAAUUUUUCUGUUGUUUUUGUCUUUGAAUAUGAUUAGUAAAUAUAUUUAUUUUGAUGCAGAAGCUUCCUCAGGAAGCAACAAACCUAUCACAUGAGUUAAACAAAAAAGGUCAUGUUGAUGAAACAGUAAUCUGUGGAGAAAGUGUUGCCACUGAGACUCUGCAGGUUGAUCGGGUUCUGGGGUGUCGAGUUCAAGGCAAUUACACGGGCCUUUCACGUCACUUAUCUGUGAAUGUAGCUGAUGACCUAUGUUCUGAGGACUUACUAAUUUCAGAAAAUCAAAACAGACUCUCAGAAGAAAAUUCUGCUUGCGAUACUGAUUUAGAUGUAGGAGCUGCUGAAAAUCAUACUGAGGGUUGUCAGAAUAUUGAUAAGAGUUUUGACAGGGAAGAAAGCAUGAAGAAUGAAAUGAAAGUGGAUAAAAUACGUGCUGAUUUUUUGGCUAGAUUAGGAUUACUGCUUGACAGUGAGUUUGUUGUGUUUUCUAGUCCACCUGUGGAUUUAACUAGCUUGUUGGAGGCUGAUGCCGUUGGGCUGUUUGUAAGUAGGCUCUGUCCUGCCCCUGUGUUUGCUGUUUAG
This is a messenger RNA of Quercus lobata, 789 nucleotides long. RefSeq lists its product as uncharacterized. The transcript has 2 exons. The record is from RefSeq and is a predicted model, not a curated record. NCBI's taxonomy places the organism in Eukaryota, Viridiplantae, Streptophyta, Magnoliopsida, Fagales, Fagaceae. The coding region runs from base 265 to 789 and encodes 174 amino acids.